Messenger RNA from Entelurus aequoreus (snake pipefish), 2755 nucleotides. It is a transcript of the gene syt10, whose product is annotated as synaptotagmin X. Gene Ontology annotation, cellular component: membrane. Gene Ontology annotation, biological process: regulation of dopamine secretion; calcium-ion regulated exocytosis; cellular response to calcium ion. Gene Ontology annotation, molecular function: clathrin binding; calcium ion binding; calcium-dependent phospholipid binding. The coding region runs from base 399 to 1613 and encodes 404 amino acids. The record is from RefSeq and is a predicted model, not a curated record. The transcript has 7 exons. Lineage: Eukaryota; Metazoa; Chordata; Actinopteri; Syngnathiformes; Syngnathidae.
GUCCUACUUAUUUUGGCGGUCCUUGAACUCACCGUAUAGUCUGUUUACAUGCAUAACUUUCUCCGACUUUCUCGGACGUGUUUUAUGCCACUUCUUUUUCUGUCUCAUUUUGUCCACCACACUUUUAACGUUGUACAUGAGUGCACAAAGACAUCUCCAUCAGUCUCCUGGCGGUGGUGGUGGGUUUCUGUGGCCUGGCCUUGUUGGCCGUGUCCUUGUUCGUCUUCUGGAAGCUCUGCUGGCCCAUCUGGAGGAGCAAAGCUCUGGCAGGCCACGGAGGAAAUGUCGGCCUACACGUGGCCUUCCCCGAGGCGCCGCCCCCCGGCUCGCCGCCGCUGCCGGAGUGGAAAGCGGCGGCGCUUGCGGAAGAGAAGAAGAAGCACCCGCCGGAGGUGAAAAUGAACGGGAAGAGCUCGGUCAAGAUCCUGGAGGCGGCCAUGAAGAUCAGUCAGACGUCGCCGGACAUCCCGGCCGACGUGCAGACCACCCUGAAGGAGAAGCUGAGCCAGCAGGCCAAAAUCCAGAGACAGACCACCGAGCCCACCUCGUCCUCCAGGCACAAUUCAUUCCGGCGCCACCUUCCUCGACAGAUGAACGUCACCAGUUUUGACUUCAGCGUGGAUGCCAUGCCUUUUCGACAGUCCUCCACGGUGAGCAUCGGGAGAAUCAAACCGGAACUCUACAAGCAGAAGUCUGUGGACUCGGAGGGCGAGCCUAAAGAACCCGUGGAGACGUGUGGCAAACUGAGCUUCUCUCUGCGUUACGACUACGAGGAACAGGCUCUGGUGGUGAGCAUCCUCAAGGCCUUGGAUCUGCCCGCCAAAGACUUCACAGGGACUUCCGACCCGUACGUGAAGAUCUACCUGCUGCCUGAGAGGAAGAAGAAAUUCCAGACACGAGUUCACCGCAAGAAUCUCAACCCCACGUUUGAUGAGACAUUCUGCUUUCCUGUUGUGUACGAUGAGCUCUGCAAUCGCAAGCUGCACUUGAGUGUCUACGACUUUGACCGGUUCACCAGCCACGACAUGAUAGGUGAGGUGGUGGUAGACAACCUCUUUGAGCUCUCGGACCUUUCCCGGGAGGCGGUGGUUUGGAAGGACAUCCAUACGGCAACCACGGAGACCGUUGACCUGGGGGAGAUCAUGUACUCGUUGUGCUAUCUUCCCACAGCAGGGAGGAUGACUCUGACAGUGAUCAAAUGCAGGAACCUCAAAGCCAUGGACAUCACUGGAUCUUCAGACCCGUACGUCAAGGUUCACCUAAUCUGCGACGGACGCAGGCUGAAGAAGCGGAAAACCACCACCAAGAAGAGCACUCUCAAUCCCGUGUACAACGAGGCCAUCAUCUUUGACAUCCCUCCAGAAAACGUGGAACAAGUCAGCCUGUCCAUCAUGGUGAUGGAUUACGAUCGGGUUGGACACAACGAGGUGAUCGGCGUAUGUCGUACCGGGCCAGACGCCGAAGGUCUAGGACGGGAUCACUGGAACGAAAUGUUGGCUUACCCGCGGAAGCCCAUCACCCACUGGCACACCCUGGGAGAGUGGGCUGGUCGGGGGGCGAGCUUUGAGAGUCACGGCUCGUGUUCGUCACCCAAACCUCCACAGACGCCCUGAUGGUGACCACGACGGGUAGCGUGACGCCCCUACUUAUUCCGCCUCCGAGCCCCCCAGGUGGUAUAAAACUGAAUAUUGGGAAUUCUCGGUCGACACACUUCUGUCAACUUUGUUUCUAUGACUUCAAAACAAAAGCAGCCGUGUUGUUAAAAGAUGAAAUCAACUCACUCGCAAAUCUGUCCAGACCCGAGAUCUCUGUGUCACGUUGACAUUUUACUUUGAAAUGGCACAAAAUGCAAGGGCUACAAGGCUCGGUGCCAUCAGAGCAUUUAAAAAACAAACGAACCGCGAGACUCGGUUUCAGAUUUGCGAAUGCACGGGUCCUUAGCUCUCAGAUCACGUGUUAGCCCGAAUCAGACCCGACUAUCAGAUGUGGAGAAUGUAGCAGUGACAUGUAGCAAGCAUACACUACCGUUCAAAAGUUUGGGGUCACCCAAACAAUUUUGUGUUUGAGCCUUCAUUUCUAAGAACAAGAAUAGACUGUCGAGUUUCAGAUGAAAGUUCUCUUUUUCUGGCCAUUUUGAGCGUUUAAUUGACCCCGCAAAUGUGAUGCUCCAGAAACUCAAUCUGCUCAAAGGAAGGUCUGUAACGAGCUCAACUGUUUUCAGAUGUGCGAACAUGAUUGCACAAGGGUUUUCUACUCAUCAAUUAGCCUUCUGAGCCAAUGAGCAAACACAUUGUACCAUUAGAACACUGGAGUGAUAGUUGCUGGAAAUGGGCCUCUACACACCUAUGUAGAUAUUGCACCAAAAACCAGACAUUUGCAGCUAGAAUACCGUAAUUUCCGGACUAUAAGCCGCUACUUUUUCCCCUCGUUCUGGUCCCUGCGGCUUAUACAAGGGUGCGGCUUAUUUACGGCCUGUUCUUCUCCGACACCGACGAAGAGGAUUUCGGUGGUUUUAGUACGCAGGAGGAAGACGAUGACACAAUGAUUAAAGACUGACUUUUCAUAUACCGGUAGGCUGGUUAUUUUGAUAACGUACAGGCGAGCACUUUGUAUUACUUUGCACUAGGGAUGUCCGAUAAUGGCUUUUUGCCGAUAUCCGAUAUUCCGAUAUUGUCCAACUCUUUAAUUACCGAUACCGAUAUCAACCGAUACCGAUAUCAACCCAUAUAUGCAGUCGUGGAAUUAACACAUUAUU